Molecule: messenger RNA, 2112 nt
Organism: Neolamprologus brichardi
Lineage: Eukaryota; Metazoa; Chordata; Actinopteri; Cichliformes; Cichlidae
Source: RefSeq, a predicted model, not a curated record
AUUCAGUUUUUUUUCUCUUGUUGUGUUUGUUGGAAGCUGCUUCCUGUUGACUUCAGCUGUUUGGAGUUUCCAUUUACUAAACUUCUACAUUCUGAACCUUCUUCAGCUCUGAACAGAUAAUGAAACUCUGAAUGAUUUCAAGCACACACUUUGUCUAAUAAAUACAAUGACAAUUACAAAUUUAUUUAUAUAGCACAUUUAAAAAAACCCACAGGUAUACCAAAGUGCUUCACAGAACGAGUUAAGAGCAAUAAUAAAUACAAAUACAAAACACAAAAUGCAAAUAAAAUAUACUAACAGGCAGGUGACAUAACUAACCAAUAAUACACCAGGCAUAGUAGGCACAACCCGAAAGGCUGAAGGUUAAAACAUUAUAAACAUUAAUAAAGCGAAAAACAUAACGUACAGUACAAAUGCGGGCUCUAGGAGGCAGCGAAAGUAAGGCUAAACAAAUACGUUUUUAAUUGAGAUUUAAAAGAUUGAAUUGAAUCAGAUGCCCGAAUAGCUAGAGGGAGGUUAUUCCAGAGGUAGGGUGCGACAGCGGCGAAUGCACGGUCACCUCUGGUCUGGAGCCGAGAUCUAGGUCGCACCAGGAGCAUUUGGCUAGCUGAUCUAAGCGCUCUCCCAGGGGUAUAAAAGCUGAAGAGAUCCCUAAGAUAGCUGGGCGCGGUGUUAUUUAUGAUUUUAAAAGUGAAAAAUAAGAUUUUAAAAACAAUACGAAAUUUAAUAGGGAGCCAGUGCAUAAUAAUAAUAAUAAACUUCCAUCUUUCAUUCUUUAUACAGAUUGGACAGCUGUGGUUUGUCAGAGAUGAGCUGUAAUUAUCUGGCAGCAGCGCUCAAGUCCAACCCCUCCCAUCUAAGAGAGCUGGACCUGAGUGACAACGACAAGCUGCAGGAUUCAGGAGUGAAGCAGCUGUGUGGUUUUCUGGAGAGUCCAGCAUGUGGACUUGAAACUCUGAGAUUGAGGAGCUAUGGUUUGUCAAAGAUCAGCUGUGAUUAUCUGGCAGCAGCGCUCAAGUCCAACCCUUCCCAUCUAAGAGAGCUGGACCUGUGUGACAAUGACAAGCUGCAGGAUUCAGGAGUGAAGCAACUGUGUGGUUUUCUGGAGAGUCCAGGAUGUGUACUUGAAACUCUGAGAUUGAGGACCUGUGUCUUGUCAGAGAAGAGCCUUGAAUAUCUGGCAGCAGCACUGAAGUCCAACCCCUCCCAUCUGAGAGAGCUGGACCUGAGUGACAACAACAAGCUGCAGGAUUCAGGAAUGAAGCAGCUGUGUGGUUUUCUGGAGGGCCCAGCAUGUGGACUUAAAACUCUAAAGUCAGCAACCAUAUUUUAUUUGUGCUGAGAUGAAUAUGAUGUGAAAGUUGUGCUGACAGUAAACUGCAGACAUAAGGCUGAUAUUAUACUGAUCCACACUGAGGAUGUUCAUGGCAAAGUCUGCUUUCUUCUUCUCUGGUUUAGUCCACUGACCGUAGAAGAAUACUGUUCACAUUUCAAACAGUGAUACUCAACGUAUGGCCCGCGGCCCUCCACAGGGCACCAACCGGCCUGCUGACCUUUCCUAAUUCAGAGAGAGGGGACCCUGAUUAACUGUGUAACGUUCUUCUUCAAAGUUCUAAGUAUCAGACACAACAAUGAGUACUCAACAGCUGACUCUUUAGCAGGUCAAAGGUCACGGCACACAGCAAUCUGUAAAACAGUAAAGGUUUGGAGCAAGAAUUAUUGCACAUUUACAAACUAAGACUGCUGCUUGGCAUACUGGGUAAUCCGAGCUGCUCAGGUAUUGGUCUGCUAACGACUGUAAGAGGCUCUGUGGCUGCAGACCACAGAAGAACAGAAAAGAGAGAUGAAGAAUGUAGAAAAAGGCGAAGAUGAAACAGAACUCUAGCUACAGAGAGGAGCUGUGUCUGUGUGGGUGGGUCUCAGGCACCUCCGCCCACACAGUGACAGAGAAGCAAGUGAAGAGUAAUAAAUAAACACUUUAACAGCAGACAAAAUUUCAUAAGCUGAUGUACAAAUGUGUAGAAUGAUUGUGGCAGGUAUGGAAAAAGUUCCAUAAAGAUUGAAGCGUGUCUUUAUUCCUUUGCAUAUUCCAUAUUUUGUAGUGAGAGUUUC